This is a messenger RNA of Bombyx mandarina (wild silkworm), 5875 nucleotides long. RefSeq names its product ADP ribosylation factor guanine nucleotide exchange factor Sec71 (gene Sec71). Gene Ontology annotation, biological process: regulation of ARF protein signal transduction. Lineage: Eukaryota; Metazoa; Arthropoda; Insecta; Lepidoptera; Bombycidae. The record is from RefSeq and is a predicted model, not a curated record. Gene Ontology annotation, molecular function: guanyl-nucleotide exchange factor activity.
UUGACAUGACAUGUUUGUGAUGAGGUGUGAAUUAUUGUGAAUCGCAUAUUAGAAAUGAAAUUAAGAAAAUCUACAGUAUAUUAAAGUUUUGUUAUGUUAUUUUUGUGCUAUUCAAAUAAUCAAAUUAGUAACAACAAUCACGAUAAAACCGUGCCCGUGUAAAAUUAAACAAAUGUCCUUAUCAAAACCGCGGAGCUAAGUCGACUCCAAAAACGGACGAAUGGAGUGAUAUCCUUAUAAAAUAACGAUGCAAACCAAUUUGAAAACUAAAGAGAUGUUCAUAGUAAGAGCUUUAGAGAAGAUACUGGCUGACAAGGACAUAAAAAGGUCCUAUCACAGCCAGUUGAAGAAAUCUUGCGAAGUCGCAUUAGAGGAAAUCAAAACUGAGCUAAAAAACGGUGGACAAUCAGAAACUGCUGAUAGUCCAACCUCAGGCACUCUUCCGCUACCCAAAAAUGAUUCUUCAAACAUCAUCACAGCAGAGAAAUACUUUCUACCAUUUGAGCUAGCAUGUCAGAGCAAAGCAUCUAGAAUUGUUGUUACCGCCCUAGACUGUCUACAAAAAUUAAUAGCCUAUGGACAUCUCACUGGAAACAUUCCUGAUUCAACAACCCCUCGAAAACUGUUAAUUGACAGAAUAGUUGAAACGAUUUGCAGUUGCUUCACUGGUCCUCAAACUGAUGAAGGGGUUCAACUUCAAAUAAUUAAAGCUCUUCUUACUGUUAUCACAAGUCAACAUGUCGAGGUUCAUGAAGGUACAGUGCUUCUUGCAGUCCGUACUUGUUACAACAUCUAUUUAGCAAGUAAAAAUCUCAUCAAUCAGACAACAGCCAGAGCCACCUUGACCCAAAUGCUGAACGUAAUAUUUACGAAAAUGGAAAAUCAAGCCCUUGAACCUGAAAAUAUCAGCCCUAGCACUGUAUCCGAGAUACAUAAAAUGCCCAAUGGUACUGUUGUCUCAGAUGAACCUCAAAACAAUCAAGCCAGCGAAGAGAUUAAGGAACCAGAUUCACCGCAGGCUGAACAAAUAGAUGAAGUAUUGGAAGCAAAGAUAAUUGCUAAGCAAAUAGUCGAUUCAGUUAUUGACAAUGCAAUAGACAUUGCCAUAAAGAAAACAGUUGAAGAGCAAAACAUUCCAGACAAUAAUGAAAAUCCUUCGGAUUCUCAAGACAGCUCUAGUGUUUCUCAUGAAAUAAAUGGUCAAGUAAAUUCCGAACCAUCAAUUACUCGAAUACCGUCACAAGAAAGCGUUGACGUAGCAUCUGAAAAUGACAAUUCAGUGACAGCAAAGUUCACUCAUGUCCUUCAAAAAGACGCUUUCUUGGUUUUCAGAGCGCUUUGCAAACUAUCUAUGAAGCCAUUGCCAGAAGGUACUCCUGAUCCUAAAUCCCAUGAAUUAAGAUCUAAAAUUUUAUCCCUCCAUUUACUACUUUCUAUAUUACAAAAUGCCGGUCCAGUAUUUAGAAAUAACGAGAUGUUUAUCACCGCUAUCAAGCAAUAUCUAUGUGUUGCGUUAUCUAAAAAUGGAGUUAGUUCUGUACCCGAAGUAUUUGAACUAUCACUUGCGAUAUUCCUUGCUCUUUUACAAAACUUCAAGGUCCAUUUAAAGAAGCAGGUUGAAGUCUUCUUCAAAGAAAUUUUCAUGAAUAUCUUGGAAACUUCGAGUUCGUCUUUUGAACAUAAAUGGAUGGUUAUUCAGGCUUUGACAAGGAUCUGUGGUGAUGCCCAAAGCGUUGUAGAUAUCUACGUAAAUUACGACUGUGAUUUAUCAGCGGCAAACCUGUUCCAACGACUAGUAAACGAUGUUUCGAAAAUUGCUCAAGGUCGUCAGGCUCUGGAACUGGGAGCAACCCCAAACCAAGAAAAGUCCAUGAGGAUAAGAGGACUUGAAUGUUUAGUAUCCAUUCUAAAAUGCAUGGUGGAAUGGAGCAAAGAACUUUAUAUAAAUCCGAACUUACAGACAACAUUAGGCGAAAGAACUGUUAAAGAAGAAACAGAUCAUCAUAGUAUUAAGUCCCAUGGAGGUUCAAGCCUUAGCUUAGUAUCAACAGGAUCGAGUAAUAUAGGAAACAGAGAAACUUUAGAUUCGCCAGAACAGUUUGAAGUAUUGAAACAACAGAAAGAAGUAUGGGAGACCGGGAUCGAUCUUUUCAAUAGAAAACCUAAAAAAGGUGUUGCAUUUUUACAAGAACAAGGCUUACUGGGCACUUCUACUAAAGAAAUUGCCGAGUGGCUCCUUACGGACGAAAGACUAGACAAAACAUUUAUCGGCGAGUACUUAGGAGAAAAUGACGAUCAUUCCAAAGAAGUUAUGUAUUCAUAUGUUGAUUCAAUGGAAUUCACCAACAUGGAUAUUGUAGCCGCAUUGAGACAUUUCUUAGAAGGGUUCCGAUUACCCGGAGAAGCACAGAAGAUUGAUCGCUUGAUGGAGAAGUUCGCGUCACGCUAUUGCGAAUGUAAUCCUACAAAUACGCUAUUUAUGAGUGCAGACACAGUAUACGUAUUAGCAUUUUCCAUAAUUAUGCUAACUACCGAUUUGCAUUCGCCUCAAGUUAAAAAUAAGAUGACAAAGGAACAAUACAUUAAACUGAACAGUGGCAUAAGUGAUAACAAUGAUUUACCUCGUGAAUAUUUAUCGCAGAUCUAUGACGAAAUAGCCGGACACGAAAUAAAAAUGAAAAACACAUCGAAGCCUGGGAAACACAUGAUCGCCAACGAAAAGAAACGUAAAUUCAUUUGGAACAUGGAAAUGGAACAGAUCUCAACAGCCGCAAAGAAUUUAAUGGAAUCUGUUUCGCACGUUCAAACUCCAUUCACCACCGCGAAACACGUCGAGCACGUUCGUCCAAUGUUUAAAAUGGCUUGGACUCCAUUCUUGGCGGCUUUCUCGGUGGGCCUUCAAGAUUGCGAUGACCCUGAAAUCGCUGCAUUAUGCUUAGAUGGCAUUAGAUGUGCUAUUAGGAUCGCAUGUAUAUUCCAUAUGAGCCUAGAAAGAGACGCAUACGUACAAGCUCUCGCACGUUUUACGCUGCUCACUGCUAACUCUCCGAUCACAGAGAUGAAGGCUAAAAACAUCGACACAAUAAAAACUCUGAUAACGGUCGCUCACACCGACGGCAACUAUUUGGGCUCGAGCUGGCUCGAUGUAGUGAAAUGCAUUUCACAAUUAGAAUUAGCUCAGCUCAUAGGAACUGGAGUGCGGCCUCAAUUCCUAUCUGGUUCCGGUAUAAAACCACAACCCGAUUCUUUGAAAUUCAGCUUGAUUGCUUUAGACCCGAGUGUCAAAGAACAUAUCGGUGAAACAAGCUCACAGAGUGUAGUAGUCGCCGUCGACAGAAUAUUCACCGGUUCCACCAGACUCGAUGGUGACGCAAUUGUCGAUUUCGUGAAAGCAUUGUGUCAGGUAUCGCUUGAUGAACUGAGCCACCCCAAUAACCCUCGCAUGUUUUCGUUGCAAAAAAUAGUUGAAAUUUCCUAUUACAACAUGGGCCGCAUCAGACUGCAGUGGUCUCGAAUAUGGCAAGUUCUCGGUGACCAUUUCAAUAAAGUCGGUUGCAGUAGUAACGAAGAUAUCGCAUUUUUCGCUGUGGAUUCCUUAAGACAAUUAUCCAUGAAAUUUAUAGAGAAAGGAGAGUUUGCCAAUUUCAAGUUUCAGAAAGACUUUCUAAGACCUUUUGAGCACAUAAUGAAAAAAAAUAGCUCACCAACUAUAAGAGAUAUGGUAGUAAGAUGUAUUGCUCAGAUGGUGAACUCGCAAGCGCCUAAUAUCAAAUCAGGCUGGAAGAAUAUUUUCUCCGUGUUUCACUUAGCAGCAGGCGAUCAGGACGAAGCAAUUGUUGAUCUGGCAUUCCAGACAACCGGAAAAAUUAUAUCUGAAUUGUAUGAAAAACAAUUCUCAGCUAUGAUCGAUUCGUUUCAAGAUGCUGUAAAAUGUUUAUCGGAAUUUGCCUGUAAUGCAAAGUUCCCAGACACAUCUAUGGAAGCUAUAAGGCUCGUGCGAUCCUGUGCUACAGCGGUUGGUACAUCGCCGCAGCUCUUUGCAGAACACGCGGGACUAGAGGGCGAACCUGGCGCUCCGGAAGAAGAUAGAGUGUGGCUAAGGGGUUGGUUUCCUCUUCUAUUUUCGUUGUCAUGCGUCGUCAGCCGUUGCAAACUCGACGUCCGCACUCGUGGACUCACAGUCCUAUUUGAAAUUAUUAAAACUCACGGCGAUUCAUUCCGUCCUCAUUGGUGGAGAGAUCUCUUUAAUAUACUUUUCAGAAUAUUUGACAAUAUGAAAUUACCUGAACAUCAAUUGGAAAAAAACGAAUGGAUGACUACAACAUGCAACCACGCGCUGUACGCAAUCGUAGAUGUUUUCACGCAGUAUUUUGACAUUCUUGGUUCUCUGUUGCUUGAACAAUUGUACGCCCAGUUACAUUGGUGCGUACAGCAAGACAACGAACAACUAGCGCGCUCUGGCACCAAUUGCUUGGAAAAUCUAGUCAUAUCCAACGGAAGUAAGUUCAACGAAGAUACCUGGAGCAAGACGUGCCAGAUAAUGUUAGACAUAUUCAACAGUACUUUACCGACAACCUUGUUGACUUGGAAACCGGAUGAAAGUGACGACAAUGAAACACCUCACGUUCGUCACGGCAUCCUGAAGAAGCCGCAAGUAGGUGACGAGGUAAAGUCUUCCAAUCGCGUCUUCAACAGUUUGUUGAUCAAAUGCGUCGUGCAACUCGAAUUAAUUCAAACAAUAGACAAUAUCGUUUUCUUUCCCGCCACGUCGAGGAAAGAAGACGCCGAAACGUUGGCUCUGGCCGCGGCCGAGUUGACUGGUAACGCCCCCGGGGCGGAGCAGGAAUGCCAGCGGGAGGAGCAAGGCAUGUACAGGCUGCUGAGCUCGCCACAUCUGUUGCGCCUCGUGGAGUGUCUGAUGUGCAGUCACCGAUUUGCAAAAACCUUCAACACCAACAACGCGCAACGUAAUGUCCUUUGGAAAGCUAAUUUUAAAGGUUCCGUUAAACCUAACAUGCUGAAACAAGAGACUCAGUCGUUAGCAUGCGUUCUGCGAAUACUGCUUAAGAUGUACGGAGAUGAGUCACGCCAAGAUCACUGGCCGGCGGUACAGAAGAGCCUCAUCACCAUAUGCUGCGAGGCUCUCGAGUACUUCGCAGGGGUAACGAGCGAAGCGCACAGAGAUGCUUGGACUUCCAUUCUGUUGUUGAUCCUCACUAGAAUACUUAAGAUGCCGGACGAAAGAUUCGCGGCGCACGUGUCCAGCUACUACCCGCUGCUGUGCGAGAUCACGUGCUUCGACUUGAAGCCCGAACUGCGCUCGGUUCUCCGCAGAGUAUUCAUUAGGAUCGGACCGGUCUUCAGAAUCAUCCCCACACAAUGAGCGCUACUAAUUAACUCGACAAGAUGGCCUUAUAGUUUAGUGUAAUAAAGUAUGACUUGAUGUUAUUAUUAUUAUUAUGUAGUUAAUUAAAACAAUACAUUUCGUUAUUUCAAUAAAAUUUAAUGUUAUAUUGACAGCAAAACGUACUUCAGUAGUAUUAAAAGUGAUCUAUUGUAAUUAUAGGGCGUAUUGUAGUAAUCUUAUUCUUUAAUUUACAAAAUAUAUUAACUGUUUGAUUUGUCAAAAGUAUAAAAAAAAUGUAUAAUAAUAAAACAAGUUGUAUCUAUAAUUUAUUGUUUGUUCUGUAUAUUUGAAAGUUUUAAAUUUUUACGAGCUGAAUUCACUCUGGAUUGCUUUGAUUUAUUUUUACGCUAGACUGAUGAGACUGUGAUCGCGAUAUAUUCACCGCUUUCUCCAUUUAUAUAUUUGUUGAGUGACUUCGGAACUCGUUUCAAACUGAUUAUUAAUUGCAUAAAUAAAUAAAUAAAAUAA